Molecule: messenger RNA, 2598 nt
Organism: Symbiodinium natans
Lineage: Eukaryota; Dinophyceae; Suessiales; Symbiodiniaceae
Source: the annotation of a GenBank genome assembly
AUGCCAUCUACUUCGGAAGGACAGUCCUCAGGCGAUCCUGGAGGAUAUGUCUACCGAGAUAGAGAUCCCCCACCUUCUUGGAACGGUUCCACUCCAGAGGUCUCUUUCAAGACCUGGCUUCGAGAUCUUGAGCUGUGGGAGGCCACGACGGAUAUUCCCAAGGAGAAGAGGGCGAUCAAGCUGGUUCAAGCUCUCACAGGGCCAGCAAGGGAGGCGGUGUCGUCUUUGACGCUGGCCGAGCUCCAGCAUGCGGACGGCUACAAGACGGUGAUGAAAGUGCUCAACGACAACUUUAAGCCGUAUGUGGAGACAGCGUUGCCGAGGGCCAUGGAGGGCGUGUUCUAUGGCCAGGCUAGAGGUGCCAAGGAGUCCAUCCCGGAUUACCUGGUGCGCGCGUCGCAUGCCUUGGCGGAGCUCAAAGCCGAGGGCGUGGACCUUCCGGCGAAGGCUGCCGGAUACUUGCUGUUCCGGCAGGCGAACUUGGACAAAGAGCUGGAGUCCCGUGUGGUCACGUGGUUGGCUGGCGACUACACCAAGGAUGUGGUGAUCGCCAACCUAAGGCGACUUGACCGCAUCAACUCGAGCAGCUCCGGGUCCAAGGCGAUGCUCUGGACGGAGACUGAAGAGGGCGAAGGCCAGGAGGUGUACUACGAGAACCACGAGCACUAUGGCGAGCCCGAGUUCUACCUGGAGGCGGAAGACGAAGAAGACGAGAACUACGUGUACCUAGAAGACGGCGAGCUGGACGCGGUGUACGAGGAAGGCGAUGUCAUGGAAGCUUUGGCGUCGUACCAACAUGUUCGGCAGCAGCUCAAAGAACAGCAAAAGGGCCGGCAGUACUACCAGCCGAACCUUGGCAAGAAAGGGGGCAAGAAGCUCUUCAACAAGGACGGCAAGAACACCGGCAAGCAGAGCAGCAAGUCCUUCGGCAAAGGCGGCUCGGCAUGGAAGGGGUCGCCUACGUCACGAAGAGUGCACAUAGAGCAGCUCAAGCUUAGGACUCGAUGCCGGGCUUGCGGAGAAGUCGGGCAUUGGAGCAAGGAGUGUAGGCACCGAGCGGGGCCAUCGCUGACUACCUCUUCGUCAUCGUCGGGCCCGGGAGCAAGCCGAGGGUCCUUCUACUGGGCCGGCCGAAUGGAUGCCGGGUCUGGUGGAGCGAACACCUUCUUGUCCUUCGGCCAGUUCCUCAACGACAGGCCGGGCGAGUCGAUGGCGGGCGAGCUCUUCGUGGGAGUGACUACGCAGGGAUGCCACGGCCUGGUGGACACUGCGGCUCAGGAAGGCCUGGUGGGUCGUCCGGCCCUUCUUCGUUUGCUGGACCUUUUGAGGCCCCUAGGCCUAAAAGGCUGCUGGACGGACAAGGCCACCCAGGCACGCGGCAUUGGAGGCGCAGCAAAAACAGUCGGCGUGUGCGAAGUUCCCAUCGGCCUCGGUGGAGUUCCAGGAGUGCUUGAGCUGACAGUCGUAGCCGAAGACGUGCCGUUGCUGUUGCCGGUUAGUCUCUUGAGGGCCUUGGGUUCAGUCAUUGACCUAAGCAAAGACAAGAUCACCUUCAGCAAAGUGAACGGAGAGUGCAACAUGACGACUCUUCCCUCAGGGCACGCAGCUGUGGAUGUGCUUGACUUUGGUCCUGAAGGUUGGGUGAUGCCUUCCGCGUGUGCAGGGCCUAUGCUAGCUUCGCGAGCCCUGCAGCAGCAGCAGGGGCGGCAGCGGAAUCCAUGGCAGCUAGUGCGGAAUCCCGUCAGCCGGCCAAGGCUCGCCGUCCGAAACUGGCGGGUUUUGUUGGACAAACUCUGCUCGCUGCUGGCCUGGGGAUACUGGCAAACCGUGGUGUCACCGUGGCUCUCUCUUCCCGGGCCAGAGUCGCAGCAGCAGCCCAGCCCUACGGAUACCACUUCGCCAGCGACCUUGACUACAAGUUCGGCUACCAGCAGGGGCCAGAUCUACAAGAACUACCUGGAAGGCGAGAGGCCCGAACAGUUGGCUUCGGUGAAAGGCGUGCCGACUCAAGAGAUUGGCCGCUGUGCUCACCCAGCUCAGCAGCUCAAAGGAGGAGGCAAUGGACACAUGAACUGGUUCCACUGCAACCUGUGCAAGGCUCGAUGGAAACUCAGCCGACCAGUGGAGACCGUGAACCAGUCGAAGGAGAAGACCCUCAACCUGGCGGAGAACGCUCUGAAACAACAAGAGAAGCGAAUGGCCCAGAAGCACCAGGUGGAGAUGGGAAACCUGAUGCAGCAGCUGGCGGACGAGCGCGCCAGGAGCGACGAGCUGCAGACUACGCUGGACUUGCGCGAGGGCGAGUACCUGGAGUUCGAGAGGGCGGUGGAGAACGUGACCGCAAUGGAGGCUCACCUGUCCGAGAUGGACCCGACUACCGCGAACCAGGUGCAGGCAAUGGUCUCCGAGUUCAAGAGAGUUCAGCGCUACGAGCAGGAGACCCGACAUCGAGCGAACACGCUGCCCUUGCGAGAAACCAAGAGCGACUGGGAGCAAGCCGUGGCCACGAUGAAGCAAGCGGCGGACAUGGUGAACCAGUUCUACGCGCGCAUGAUGACCCAACGAACCCAAGUGGCGCAGCAGCUGGCAGGAAUGUGA